AUGUCGGUGGAGGCAGAUUUAGAGGACUUUAUAUGGGGACGAAUAGCGGAGCAGAAUUAUCUCGAACGAAUUGUUGCAUGCGAUGAGUAUACCUCCGAAAAUAUCCUUCGACGUGUGAGCCAAAUCGAUGAAUCUCUGAAUCGACAGCUUAGAAAAGGGGUAGAAGAGAAUUUAUCAAGGUUAUUAGAACAAACGACGGCCUUAGAAGCGCUAGACUGCACACAGCGAAAUGUCCAUUCAGAAAUGAACGAAGUAUACGAGGGUUGUGACAGGUUCGCGAAAACGCUUGACUCGCUGCUACAUGAUUAUCGCAAUUUAACAGCGAAACUUGAAAGAUUGAUUGUAGAAAAGAAUCUCGCAGCAGAUGCUUUAAGGUGCGAAGAAUUGCUAGAUUCACUCGAAAAGCGUAACGAAAUCGUGAAACGCUCCGAGAUUGUUAGCGAAAUCAAAGGUGUGGUUGCGGAUAACACAGAGUUAUUGUCGAUUUCGUGGCUACGGGAUGCUUUAACAACACGUUUGAAAGCUGUGGAAAAUGAGGUACAUUUGUGA
This is a messenger RNA of Cooperia oncophora, 549 nucleotides long. NCBI's taxonomy places the organism in Eukaryota, Metazoa, Nematoda, Chromadorea, Rhabditida, Trichostrongylidae. The record is from the annotation of a GenBank genome assembly.